Molecule: messenger RNA, 4223 nt
Organism: Saimiri boliviensis boliviensis (Bolivian squirrel monkey)
Lineage: Eukaryota; Metazoa; Chordata; Mammalia; Primates; Cebidae
Gene: TLR8
Product: toll like receptor 8
Biological process (GO): positive regulation of interleukin-6 production; canonical NF-kappaB signal transduction; toll-like receptor signaling pathway
Cellular component (GO): plasma membrane
Molecular function (GO): pattern recognition receptor activity; protein binding
Source: RefSeq, a predicted model, not a curated record
AGUUUCUCUUCUCGGCCACCUCCCACAUAGAGGGUAUCCAUUCUGCGCUGCUGCAAAUUGCAGAAUGAAAAAUUAGAAAGAACCACAGGAACAUGGAAAACAUGUUCCUUCAGUCAUCAGUGCUGAUCUGCUUUUUCCUGCUAAUAUCUGGUUCCUAUGAGUUAUUCACUGAAGAAAAUUAUUCUAGAAGCUAUCCUUGUGAUGAGAAAAAGCAAAAUGGCUCUGUUAUUGCAGAGUGCAGCAAUCGUCGACUACAUGAAGUUCCCCAAACGGUGGGCAAAUAUGUGACAGAACUAGACCUGUCUGAUAAUUUCAUCACACACAUAACGAAUGAAUCAUUUCAAGGGCUGCAAAACCUCACUAAAAUAAAUCUAAACCACAACCCCAAUGUUCAGCACCAGGACAGAAAUCCUGGUAUACAGUCGAAUAUCUUGAAUAUCACAGAUGGGGCAUUCCUCAACCUAAAAAACCUAAGGGAAUUACUGCUUGAAGACAACCAAUUACCCCAAAUACCCUCUGGUUUGCCAGAGUCUUUGACAGAACUUAGUCUAAUUCAAAACAAUAUAUACAACAUAACCAAAGAGGGCAUUUCGAGACUUGUACACUUGGAAAGUCUCUAUUUGGCCUGGAACUGCUAUUUUGACAAAGUUUGUAAUAAAACUAACAUAGAAGAUGGGGUAUUUGAAACGUUGACAAAUUUGCAGGUGCUAUCACUAUCUUUCAAUUGUCUUUCCCAUGUGCCACCCAAACUGCCAAGCUCCCUACGCAAACUUUAUUUGAGCAACACGCAGAUCAAAAACAUUAGUGAAGAAGAUUUCAAGGGACUGACAAAUUUGAUAUUACUGGAUUUAAGCGGGAACUGUCCGAGGUGCUUCAAUGCCCCAUUUCCAUGCGUACCUUGUCAUGGAGGCGCUUCAAUUAAUAUACAUAGUUUUGCCUUUCAAAACUUGACUCAACUUCGAUACCUAAACCUGUCUAGCACUUCCCUCAGGAAGAUUGAUGCUGCCUGGUUUAAAAAUAUGCCUUAUCUGAGGGUGCUGGAUCUUGAAUUCAACUAUUUAAUGAAAGAAAUAGCCUCCGGGGCGUUUUUAACGAUGCUGCCCCGCUUAGAAAUACUUGACUUGUCUUUUAACUAUGAAAAGGGGAGUUAUCCACAGCACAUUAAUAUUUCCAAAAACUUCUCUAAACUUUUGUCUCUACGGGCAUUGCAUUUAAGAGGUUAUGUGUUCCAGGAACUCAGAAAAGAAGACUUCCAGCCCCUGAUGGAGCUUCAAAACUUAUCGACUAUCAACUUGGGUAUUAAUUUUAUUAAGCAAAUCGAUUUCACCCUUUUCAAAAAUUUCCCCAAACUGGAAGUCAUUUACUUGUCAGAAAACAGAAUAUCACCAUUGGUAAAAGAUGCCAGGCAGAGUUAUGCAAAUGGUUCCUCUUUUCAACGUCACAUCCUGAAGCGACGCUCUACAGAUUUUGAGUUUGACCCACAUUCGAAUUUUUAUCAUUUCACUCGACCUUUAAUAAAGCCACAAUGUACUGCUUAUGGCAAAGCCUUAGAUUUAAGCCUCAACUCUAUUUUCUUCAUUGGGCCAAAGCAAUUUGAAAAUCUUCCUGACAUUGCCUGUUUAAAUCUGUCUGAAAAUAGCAAUGCUCAAGUGUUAAGUGGAACCGAAUUUUCAGCCGUGCCUCACGUCAAGUAUUUGGAUUUGACAAACAAUAGACUAGACUUCGAUAAUGCUAGCGCUCUUACUGAACUGUCUGACUUGGAAGUUCUAGAUCUCAGUCAUAAUUCACACUAUUUCCGAAUAGCAGGGGUAACACAUCAUCUAGAAUUUAUUCAAAAUCUUACAAAUCUAAAAGUUUUAAACUUGAGCCACAACAACAUUUAUACUUUAACGGAUAAGUACAACCUGGAAAGCAAGUCCCUGGUAGAAUUAGUUUUCAGUGACAAUCGCCUUGACAUUUUGUGGAAUGGUGAUGAUAACAGGUAUAUCUCCAUUUUCAAAGGUCUCACGAAUCUGACACGGCUUGAUUUAUCCUAUAAUAAGCUCAAGCAUAUCCCGAAUGAAGCAUUCCUUAAUUUGCCAGCGAGUCUCACCGAAUUACAUAUAAAUAAUAAUAUAUUACAGUUUUUUAACUGGACAUUACUCCAGCAGUUUCCUUGUCUCAAGUUGCUUGACUUACGUAGAAACAAAUUAUUCUUUUUAACUGAUAGCCUAUCUGAUUUUACAUCUUCCCUUCAGACACUGCUGCUGAGUCAUAACACGAUUUCCCACCUGCCCUCUGGCUUUCUUUCUGAAGUCAGUAGUCUGGCACACAUCGAUUUAAGUUACAACCAGCUAAAAAUGAUCAACCAAUCUGCACUUGAAACUAAGACCACCACCAAUUUAUCUAUUUUGGAACUACACGGAAACGAGUUUGAAUGCACCUGUGACAUAGGAGAUUUCCGAAGAUGGAUGGAUAAACAUCUGAAUGUCACAAUUCCCAGGCUGGUAGAUGUCAUUUGUGCCAGUCCUGGGGAUCAAAGAGGGAAGAGUAUUGUGAAUCUGGAGCUAACAACUUGUGUUUCAGAUGUCACUGCAGUGAUAUUAUUUCUCUUCACCUUCUUUAUAACCACCAUGGUUAUGUUAGCUGCCCUGGCUCACCAUUUAUUUUAUUGGGAUGUUUGGUUUAUCUAUAAUGUGUGUUUAGCUAAGGUAAAAGGCUACAGGUAUCUUUCCACAUCCCAAACUUUCUAUGAUGCUUACAUUUCUUAUGACACCAAAGAUGCCUCUGUUACUGACUGGGUGAUAAAUGAGCUGCGCUACCACCUGGAAGAGAGUCAAGACAAAAACGUUCUCCUUUGUCUAGAGGAGAGGGAUUGGGACCCGGGACUGGCCAUCAUCGAAAACCUCAUGCAGAGCAUCAAUCAAAGCAAGAAAACAGUAUUUGUUUUAACAAAAAAAUAUGCAAAAAGCUGGAACUUUAAAACAGCGUUUUACUUGGCUUUGCAGAGGCUAAUGGAUGAGAACAUGGAUGUGAUUAUAUUUAUCCUGCUGGAGCCAGUGUUACAGCAUUCUCAAUAUUUGAGGCUCCGGCAGCGGAUCUGUAAGAGCUCCAUCCUCCAGUGGCCUGACAACCCAAAGGCAGAAGGCUUGUUUUGGCAAACUCUAAGAAAUGUGGUCUUAACUGAAAAUGAUUCACGGUAUAAUAAUAUGUAUGUUGAUUCUAUUAAGCAAUACUAACUGAUGUUAAGUCCUGGUUUUGCCCCAUAAUAAAAAUAAAAAAGAAUGACAUUUCUGUCUUAGUCAUCUAUUGCUAUGUAACAAAUUACCCCAAAACUUAGUGGUUUAAAACAAGACAUUUGCUAGCCCAGAGUUUUUGAGGGUCAGCAGUCCAGGCACAGCAUAACUGGGUCCUCUGCUCAGGGUGUCUCAGAGGCUGCAAUGUAGGUGUCCACCAGAGGCACAGGCAUCUCUGGGAUCACAUCCAUGUGGUUGUUUUCUGGAUUCAAUUCCUCCUGGGCUAUUGGCCAAAGGCUAUGCUCAUGUGAGCUAUGUGAACCUCUCCCACAAGGCAGCUUGCUUCUUCAGAGCUAGCAAAAAAAGAGAGGUUGCUUGUAAGAUGAAGUCACAAUCUUUCAUAAUCUAAUCAGAAAAGUGAUAUCCCAUCACUUUGGCUAUAUUCUAUUUGUCAGAAGUAAACCACAGGUCUGACCAGUUCCACGGGAGUGACCACCUCAGUCCAGGGAAAACAACUGAAGACCAAGAUGGUGAGCUGUGAUUGCCUCAGUUGGUCAAAAACUAUUUUCUCUUGACUGUCGUCCUGGCAUGGCCUGCUAUCUUGGUCAUAGAUUGUGAAUAUCAGGAGGCAGGGAUCACUGUGGACCAUCUUAGUAGUUGACCUAAUACACCUUCUUUUCAAUAUCUGAGAACUUUUGCCACUGUGACUAAUGGUCCUAAUAUUAAGCUGCUGUUCAGAUUUAUCACAUAUCUAUGGCUACAUGGUAAUAUUAUGCUGUGGUUGCAUUUGGUUUUAUUUACAGUUGCUUUUACAAAUAUUUGCUAUAAUAUUUGACUUCUAAGGGUUAGAUGCCAUUUAAGAACUGAGAUGGAUAGUUUUUAAAGUGUCUUUUACUUCUUAACCAUUUUUUUAAAGUAUGCAGCUAAAUUUGAAGCUUUUGGUGUAUUUUGUUAAUUGCCAUUGCUGUAAAUCUUGAAAUGAAUAAAUAAAAAUAUUUCAUUUCACAA